Molecule: messenger RNA, 2061 nt
Organism: Cyphellophora europaea CBS 101466
Lineage: Eukaryota; Fungi; Ascomycota; Eurotiomycetes; Chaetothyriales; Cyphellophoraceae
Exons: 2
Coding region: 1-2061 (686 amino acids)
Biological process (GO): nuclear inner membrane organization
Cellular component (GO): chromosome, centromeric core domain; nuclear inner membrane; mitotic spindle pole body
Source: RefSeq, a predicted model, not a curated record
AUGCCAGUCUCACUUCGCAAGCGACUAUACUGCCAUUAUUGCGGCAAGAAAUCCAACCAGACAAAUCUACGCAGGUUCCAGUGUGAGCAUUGCCUUGCGGUCAAUUACCUUGACGAGAACGGCGAGAUCACCGACCCUCCCGCUGAGGUUACUGGCACUUCCGCGCAGUAUGCGAGACUCGCGCCAGUCGCUUCCAACAGUAUCUUCUGCAACACCUGCCUGAAGAAUCAAGAUAUCCUUGCCCGUCUCAUUGCCGACUACAUUCCCGAUGAAGACGAUCCAAACUACCAUGCUGCCGUUGCCGGCCUCGGCGCAUUUCGCGAGCGCAUUGAACAGGACUACCCCCAGUGCUGUGCCCUCUGCGAACCUCGAGCACAAGCCCAAUUACGAGCGGCAACCAAGACGGCAAAAUCAGACAAUAUGCUCCGGAAUUUGCAAAAGACGCGUCUGAAGCGGGCAGGCCAAUCGCUUGAAUGGAGACCGCUUGUUAUAACCGGUGCUGGCUUUGGUUACUUCGCCAGCAACUUCACUCAACUUCUCUGGCAUUUUCUCGGUGCACAAGGUGGCUCCCAACCGAUGUUCAGGAGUGCUCUACAGUGCUUGACCGGGUGGCCGGCUCCUAUGAAAUGCCAGGAGGAAGCGUCGGCCCUUCUCCCGGUAGCGAUGUUCGUCGGCUUUGCUUGCAGCUGGUGGAACCCUAAGUGGAGGCACAAGCUCGAAGCAAGAGAAGGCAGGCUGGUCGGACUCGGGGAGUACUACGCCAUCCAAGUCCUUGUCCUGGUCUGCAGAAUGGUCGCAUGGACUGUGUUGACCGAUUUUGCCAUCGAGGCGCGACUUCGAACCAUGAUCCAUUGCAUAUCGCUCAUUGUCCUUCUGAUCCUGACCGUCUCUGGGCUCUUUGUGGUCAAGCUCGAUAGUUCUCCCCUCAUCAACUGGGAGUAUCAGCCUCCAAGACUUGUCUCGGAAUCACAGUUCGCGCCUCCCCCCGCCCAAGAAGCGCCUUCUUUUCCCGUCAACAAUCUCGCCGCUCCUCCGCAGCAGCAUCUGCGCCCAUGGAGGCCGCCGACUCCCCCUACCGAGAACGCGGACGCAAUGGACUGGACGCCUUCUCACUCCUUCAAGCCUCGACAGCUGAAACCUCGCGAUGCCGGCACAUCGCCCUUUCAUGGCAAGCUACCGACUCUGUCUGGUGGACUGCGAAAUCAAGAGACGAAGCAAUCCAUUGGUCUACCGCCAGGUUUCUUCGACAAGCGUGAUCCGCUUUCGGCCAAAGGGCCGCCUCAACUAAUUCUAGCUGAGCCGAAAUUCUUUCCAGCCACGGUUGAUACGGGUCUAGAAAACAUGUUCGGCCAAGUCUUCUCUUUGGCAGACACUGGUCGGCACCCUGCCCCAGCAAAUCCGGGCUUUGCGCAAGUCCCGUCAAGUCGAGAGUCUUACGCAACACCGGUCGCUCGGACUCCGGAGUCGACUGCCUCGACGACCUCGAACAUCGCACUGUUCUCAGCUGCUAUGCUCUUCAUUCUCCUGGUCGCAUGGCUCCUGUCCGGGCAUCUGCUCAUUGCCAUACCUGACCUUCGAGUCUAUGUUCUGGGCUGUGCGGCGCUUGUUCCGGCAUUCCGGAUCAUCAACCCCGUUGUUAUACCCUCGAUCACGUUUCUUGGGGAGACCGUGACCAUUGGCGCGCUGGCCGCGAUGGUCACUACUGGGGAGAACGAAGCCAUCGUCAAGCUUGGCGCUGGAGCUCUGGCGUUCCUCGUCGCUCAGGAACUGUUCUUCUUGUCGCAGCGCCCUCAAUCGCCGUCCUCAUCCGGAAAGCCAACAGCUUUGCUACCACAGAGCCCUUCGCAGCUGGCUGAGCGGCCGACGGAGCCAAACGGAUCGCGGCCACAAGCGGCCAUGUCGCCCGCGCUCGGCUUCGACCGCAAGGGAUCAGGCGAUACCAUGUCCAGCGAAGCGUCAAAUUCAUCCACGUCUACUGCUCCGGACUGGAAGACUCCGAAGAUCGCGCGAACCUCCAGGCGUCGCGAAUCAAAUUUUGGCAUGAACGGUCUGAGACUGUGA